AUGGGCGAAAAUACAAAAAAUAAUAGUGGAAAUGAACCUUUUGAAAUAUUCUACAACCAAGGCACUUUUACAACUCCAUCAAAUGGUGCCAAUAAAAUUAUACCGAGCAAUGUUCAGCUAAGCCAGUGGAAUUAUAACACCAAUAGAAUGCAAUUAUCUGUUUCUAUUAAAAAAAGUUCUGAUUUAUUAUCUUCUCUUUUGCAAGAAAAUAAUUCAAAUCCAAUAAAUAUAGAUUUACCCGAUUUAAGCAUUCUAAAUGUUGAAAAUAAUUUAAAGUUAGGCAAUAACCAAAAAAAAUUGUCAAGUACCAAUGAUUUGAAACUUGACAAAAUCGCGUUAUCUAAAAUUUUUAAUGCUCAAAGUGAAAACUCCAAAAUCCAUUUAUCUAAGCUAAUGAAAAGAGUUCAGGAUAUUAAAAGCAAAGUAUUAAUUACUGGUGAUUUAAAUAGUGGGAAAUCUUCAUUAUGCAACGCUUUAUUGAAAAGGAACAUUUUACCCACCGAUCAAUUACCCUGUACUAAUGUUUUCAUUGAAGUUGUUGACUCAUUUUAUAAUAAUGGCCUAGAAGAAGUUCAUGCCGUGCCUAUCGAUGUUGCCGAAAAUGUUAGCGAUGCGGUUAAAAAAUACAACCGUUUGAAUGCAACUACUUUUAAAUUUUUUAAGAUAGAAGACUUGGAACGUUUAGUUUUUGAAAAUGAUAAAUGGUCUUUACUAACUGUUUAUAUCCACGAAAAUCCAGCCAGCGUUUCCACUUCAACAGCUGAUGAUAACAACUUAUUACAUAAUGGUAUAGUUGAUAUAUCCCUAAUUGAUUCUCCAGGCUUGAAUGUUGACAUGGUACAUACUUCAGAAGUUUUUAGUAAACAAGAAGAAAUAGAUUUGGUUAUAUUUGUCGUUAAUGCAGCUAAUCAAUUGACUUUAAGCGGCAAGGAUUUUGUUUCUUCGGCGUCUAGGGAAAAACAGUUUAUGUACUUUGUUGUAACUAAGUUUGGAGAUAUAAAAAACAAGGAGCGUUGUAAGCAACUAAUUCUAGACCAAAUCAAAACUUUAUCCCCGUUGACUUAUAAGGAACAUGAAAAAUUUGUACAUUUUAUAUCAAAUGCUGAUAAUGGCAACUCGCCGGACGAUAAUAGCAAUAAUACUGAUAACGGCGACGACACACCAAACUACGAUCAAUUGCGUGAAUCUUUACGAAAUUUUGUUUUGAAGAAAAGAUGUCUUUCUAAAUUGUUACCAGCCAAGACCUAUUUACUCAAGUUAUUAACCGAUUUGAAAAAAAUAUCGAAUCAUAACGUAUAUAAAAUUAACUUGGAAACCAUUAAUUUGAAAGAAAAAUUACAGGAAUUAGAACCCAAAGUACACGCUGCCCAAGAAGAGUCUGAAUUGUUAAAUCGCCAAAUAGAACUUCUCGUUGAAAAUACUGUCACUGAAAUAUAUGACGCAACUAGAGAUUCCAUUGCAACAAGUAUAGACCUUACCAAGUUCCCUAGAUAUGAAGGUUUAUCUGGCACUUAUGAUUAUGUUUUAUUGUGUAGAAAAGCUAUAAUGGAUAACAUUGUACAUUCUGUAGCAAAUAGCGAGGAAUAUGCUCGUAGUUUAACUGAAAAUGUAGUCACUAAAAUUUAUGACAUGGGCAAAGUGGAAAAAGAUAAGCGUCCAAUUUUUGCAAAGGAUCUGAUGUUCAAACAAAAAAAACACAUAUUAUCUAAGAAAUUCACUGUUAUUUUUCAUUUUGGAGAUAUGUUCCAACCUUCAUGGCUUGGUUUUUCUAAAUUUUUACAGUGGGGUGGUUCUAUUCAAAAUGAUGGUGAACUAGAAACCCAGUAUUUCACUAAUAAAAAUUUGAUGAGCUAUGUUAAAGAACCAUCCUUAAUUUUUACUUCAAAGAUACCUACUCUAUUCAUGUAUUCCUUUGGCGGUGCUAAAAUUUUAACUAAUAUUUUUAUGUAUGGUACCCAAAUUUUUUCUUUACAGGCAUUGAAAAAUAUCGGUGGAUCUUUAUUGAUUUUGGGUAGUUGUUUGAGUGCUGCUUAUUUGGUUCAUGACUUACCAAGAGCGUUACCGUUGAACUUAACCAAAAAAUACAAAAAAUUAUUAAAUGAAAUUGACUAUGCCCAUCAAAAUUCUAAUCGUAUUAGCAAAGUUUCUCGUCAAGUUUUGAAAACCCCCAGCAAAGAGGUUUGUAGGAUUUUGGAAGUCAAAUGUGAUGAUUUGGUGGAACAAAGAAAAGAUUUGGAAUCGAAAUUAAAUAAUAAUUUGAAUAGCUUUAAAUUCUUUCAAGAUUUUGCUGCAAAUACUAAGAAGAAUUUGGAAGAUGUUCAAAGCAUUGAUUUGGACAUUGAUUAG
Messenger RNA from Saccharomycodes ludwigii, 2346 nucleotides. RefSeq names its product mitofusin (gene FZO1). The record is from RefSeq and is a predicted model, not a curated record. The transcript has a single exon. Gene Ontology annotation, cellular component: mitochondrial outer membrane. Gene Ontology annotation, molecular function: GTPase activity; GTP binding. Lineage: Eukaryota; Fungi; Ascomycota; Saccharomycetes; Saccharomycodales; Saccharomycodaceae. Bases 1 to 2346 code for a protein of 781 amino acids. Gene Ontology annotation, biological process: mitochondrial fusion.